CCACUCCCUAGCUCCCUCUCUCUCCCUCUCUAACAAGAAAUCAGUAGCUCAAUCCUUCCUCUCACCUUUACACCUCUGUAUUUACCAAAAGUCGCUGCUGUAGCUACUAGAGAGCUACUUCUAUAUAUCUUGUAAUCCUAUCUGACUUUUGGUCUCCUUGAUUAGUCCUUGCUUGCUGCUGCUUGCAUAUCCUCGUCCAGCUUGCUUCAGCUCUCAUCUUCCUCCUCUUAGCUCCUUCAAUCCAUUGUUGGGGUAACUACGCAAGGUGACCGGGAGGAAUGUCGGCCCAGAUCGCGCCGGCGCCGGCGCCGGCGCCGGAGCAUGUGUGCUACGUGCACUGCAACUUCUGCAACACAAUUCUCGCGGUCAGUGUCCCGAGCAAUAGCAUGCUGAACAUUGUGACAGUCCGUUGUGGGCAUUGCACUGGCCUGCUGUCAGUGAACUUGAGAGGACUGAUACAGUCACUUCCUGUCCAGAAUCACUCACAGUUGGUGCAGGAGAAUUUCAAGGUUCACAAUAUCAGCUUUACUGAAAACCUCUCUGAGUAUGCACCUUCGCCUUCAAAAUACCGGAUGCCAAUGAUGUUCUCAACAAAAGGAGAUCAAGAUCAUAUGCUGCACAUUCGCGCAGCUCCAGAGAAAAGGCAACGUGUUCCAUCAGCAUACAAUAGAUUUAUUAAGGAAGAGAUACGGAGGAUUAAAGCAAGCAACCCCGCCAUAAGUCAUAGAGAAGCAUUCAGCACUGCAGCAAAGAAUUGGGCACAUUUUCCAAACAUACAUUUUGGCCUUGGGACCCAUGAGAGUAGCAAGAAGCUCGAUGAGGCCAUUGGUGCGGCAGGUCGUCCCCAGAAAGUCCAAGAUCUCUACUAGAGACCUACAACACCCAUCUUGAUUCCGUGUUGUAAGUAAUUUUAGAAAGCAAAACUACCUUAAUUCCAAAUCCGUUUGCGAGUGGCAUACAUAUAUAGGUAAGUGAUAUCAUGAAGAAAUAAGAAAUUAAGACAUAUAUAUAUAUAUAUGUACAAGAACAGAAUGCUACCAGCUCUAUCACCAAGACUGAAUAAGUACCUCAUCGUGUUGUUAUUUAAUAUUGGAUUGAAAUAAAUUAUCCUUUGUGCAAA
Panicum hallii is the source of this 1120-nucleotide messenger RNA. Its product is annotated as protein YABBY 2-like. Gene Ontology annotation, cellular component: nucleus. The record is from RefSeq and is a predicted model, not a curated record. The coding region runs from base 279 to 869 and encodes 196 amino acids. The transcript has 6 exons. Lineage: Eukaryota; Viridiplantae; Streptophyta; Magnoliopsida; Poales; Poaceae. Gene Ontology annotation, biological process: cell fate commitment; multicellular organism development.